Molecule: messenger RNA, 1995 nt
Organism: Boeremia exigua
Lineage: Eukaryota; Fungi; Ascomycota; Dothideomycetes; Pleosporales; Didymellaceae
Product: 4-coumarate-CoA ligase-like protein
Exons: 4
Coding region: 147-1850 (567 amino acids)
Biological process (GO): secondary metabolic process
Molecular function (GO): CoA-ligase activity
Source: RefSeq, a predicted model, not a curated record
GACAAUUACCCACGAUUCAUCGAUCCAAUUGACUUUCAGUCUGAAGCACGAAACACAAUGCAGUCUUCUCCUCGCCGCUCAAGACAUUCCCGCAAUCUAGACCGGCUGCACCUGCCCUUUCUUUAGAAGCUCUCACAUAAGCCGCGAUGCCCUUCCUGGCUGAAGAGCACAUCGACAUACCCACUACUGAUCUGCUGUCAUGGAUGUUUGAUAAGCAGACUUACGAUGCAGACAAAGCUAUCUACGUCGAUGCAGCAGAGCCAGAACGAUCUAUCUCCUCCAAACAGGCAAGAAGCGUAACAAAGAAGCUAUGUGCUGGUUUCAAGUCAAUUGGGCUGAAGGAGGGCGAUUGCGUUUGCAUGCUGUCCUUCAAUGAUAUAUACUACUCGAUGGCCUUCCUAGGCAUUCUAUCUUUCGGUGGCAUCUUUGCCGGCGUCAACCCGUCACACACUACAUACGAGCUCGCACAUGCCUUUCAGACCGCCGAGAUUAAAGCACUCAUCGUCGAACCUGAGCUUCUCCCAAAUGCUUUGAAAGCAGCUGCGCAAGUUGGCAUUCCAAUGACCAAUAUUUUCGUAUUCGAUCAUCACACGUCGAUUGCUCAGCCCUGGGUUGACAGUGAAGUCUGGGGCGAAGGACUUGGAGGCGAGGAACGAUGGGGUGGAGCCAAAAGCUGGAGAUACCUCAUGGGCCACGGAGAGAGCGACUGGAUAAAAUGGGACAACGAAGCGCGAAGCAAGUCAACUACAGCUGCAAGAUUGUUCAGCAGCGGUACGACCGGUCUUCCCAAAGCCGUCGAGAUGACCCAUCAUAACUUCAUUGCCCAACACACCAUGGUCCUUGAGCACAAACCUCGCGACUACGAAGUAAUCCGCCUACUAUGCACCCCCAUGUUCCACGUCUCCAACGUCCCACGCGCUCAUACAUCACCCCUCCGCGGCGGCCUGCGCACCUAUGUAAUGCGCCGCUUCGAACUACACUCCUGGCUGCAGAACAUCGAGCGCUUCAGCAUCACAGAGGCAAACAUGGUGCCCCCGAUGGUAAUCCAGGUCAUAAACUCCCCGCUCACAUCACAGUAUUCCCUCAAAUCAAUCCGCAACUCCUGGGUCGGCGCCGCCCCGCUCGCCGCAGAACCCCAAGCCCGCUACAAAGCCCUACUGCGCCCCGACACCCCCUUCAACCAGGUCUGGGGCAUGAGCGAAACGAGCUGCAUAGCGACUAUGCUGCACUACCCUGAGCACGACCCGACGGGCUCCGUGGGUCGUUUUCUACCCAACAUGGACGCCAAGCUCGUCGACGACGACGGCCGCGACAUCACCGCCUUCGAUGUGCGCGGCGAGCUGUGCGCGCGCGGCCCGCUGAUCGUCAAGGGCUACUACAACAACGCACGCGCGAACGCGGAGAGCUGGGACGCGGACGGGUAUUUCCACACGGGUGAUGUUGCGGUACGGCGCCGCGAGAACGGGCUGUGGUACAUCGUUGACCGCAAGAAGGAGCUCAUCAAGGUCCGGGGUUUCCAGGUCGCGCCUGCAGAGCUCGAGGGCGUGCUGCUCUCGCACCCGGACGUCAGCGAUACAGCUGUGAUCGGGGUCGCCGCGGGCGGCGUAAACGCGGUAGCGAAUGCGGGAGAGGACGUGAGCGAGAUGCCACGGGCGUACAUUGUGCUGAAGCACGGGAGCCGGAUGGGCGAGAUGGAAGUGCAGAGCUAUAUGAAGGAGCGCUUAGCUGGAUACAAGCAGCUGGUCGGAGGAGUGCGCUUCGUGGAGGCAAUACCCAAAAACGCCUCUGGCAAGAUACUGAAGAAAGAUCUGAAGGAAAUCGCUAACAGAGAGAUGAAUGCCAGGCUGUAGACUACAUUGCAGACGGCAAGGAUGUCCAGUGGAGAACAGAGGUAUGUGCAUAUACAUUACUAAUAUCAUCUAAUCACAACGCUAUUGGGAUGUAUAUAUACCAAACACGCGCUUUUGCAGAAUGCGAUUUCAAGUAGUGCUCCUA